CAACACGCUAUGAACUGACCUUGCUCCUACACUUCCAAGCAGGAGCAUGAUCUUGUCGAUGCCCAGACGCGGCGGCGGACAGGCUAAUAUGCCUGCUCAUGCAAAAGAGGCCAGUCGACCGCAGUCUCGGGAAGCAAGUGCAGCGACAGGUACCCGUGCACGUUCAAAGACACUCACAACGCCUCUCGCAACGCCUGCCGAGGAACUCAAUGGCUUCAGCUGGAACUGGUCAGAGAGUACGUCUCCGACUUCGACAAAUCACUUUGAGGCCUUGCCGCGGGAACUCCAGACACACGUCUUGUUCUUUUUGCAGACAAAGGAGCUCGUACGCUGCAUGCCAGUCUGUCGUGCUUGGCAGGAAUUGGUCUAUGAUGGUGCUCUAUGGAAGGUGCUUGAUACCGAGACCUUUUAUGCUCAAAUUCCUGCUGUGCAGCUGCGCAAGAUGCUGGAGCGAGCAGCGCCUUAUGUGCAGCAUUUGAAUUUGCGUGGGUGCACACAGCUCAGAGACGAUAUGCCUUUCACUUUUGUCAAUCUACAAUCUAUCAACUUCGAAGGCUGUCGAACGCUUGGUGGCGGAACACUCAAUGCGUUCUUCAGUAGGCACGAGAACCUCGCCGCGGUGGAUGUGAGUGGACUUCAAGCGAUCGAUGCGUCUAGCCUGCUUGCUCUCGAGUCACACAGUCCACGACUUGAGGCUCUCAACAUCUCCUAUACAAAGAAUGUUCUUGUGACAGGGAUGGCCAAGACUCUCAAGGCGUGGCCUGAGCUUCAAGAUUUGCGCAUUGCAGAGUGUGGCGUUAGUUCCGCGGUUAUGCAUUCCAUCCAUGGACUCAAGCGUCUUCGUCGACUUUGCUUGUCUGGGUGUCUCAAUCUCAAGGACACUGACCUCAAGACCAUGAUUUAUGGUCACGCGCCAUUCGGACUGCAUUAUCCAGAACGCACAGCGCGCAUGACACAUCUUGUUCACCUCGAUAUCUCACGCACACGCUUAACAGACGCCUGCAUCCAGUACAUGUGCGGCACGUUGCCGAAACUCGAAAAACUUGAAGUUGCUGGUAUCACUGAGUUGACGGAUGCCGGCAUCACGCAACUCGUGCAACACUGCCCGCGUCUAACACAUGUUGAUUUUGAGGAUUGCUCCAUUGGCGAUGGUGCAUUGCAAGCGCUCGCUUCUAGCUGCCGCAAAUUACGCCAUCUACAGCUGUCGCACUGUAGCAACAUCACAGAUAUCGGUGUCCUUCAGCUGAUUGACAAUCUACCAGCUCUGCAACAUCUGGAUCUAGACAACACCAAGAUUACAAAUCGAGUCUUGUCCGGCGUUGCGGCCAAGACGACCUCUAUGCGCAUCUCGCUCUACGACUGUCCCAACAUCUCCUGGACGGGCGUCCUGUCUAUCUUGACAAGCAACAGCACGCGGCCGACUCAUCUCAAGAAACUCAAAACAUUUUAUGGUUGGCAACGCCCCGUCGAUGGCCAUACCCGUGCCAUUCUUAAGGGCGACUUGCACUCUGCACGAGAGAUUGAAAAGGCGUGGACACAGUACAUGAUGCAGUCCUCUGAGGAGAUCAUGCGCGGCGAAGCGGGCAGAAGUCGUUUUCUAGGUUUGGAUGUGGGUGAAGCGGGUCCUCGGAUUGUUGGGAGAGAGACACGUCGGCGACGUGGGUGUGUCAUCAUGUAGCUCGUCAUCUUUCUUCUUGCUUAGCAUUUCUUUGUAGCGUUUGGCCAAUCUCAUUUCUUUACAACACCGGCAAGUGCUUCAAGUGUAUCCUUUGCGGCGCUAUACCCACCCAAAAAGAUGAAUCCACCCGUGCUGAUCCAGCCGAUGCGUGGCACGAUACCUUUGCUCAAUGCCAAAAGUCCCUCUUCCUUGACAACUGUUUGCAAUGUUCUAAACCAACCAUCUGCGGAAUCA
Molecule: messenger RNA, 1912 nt
Organism: Protomyces lactucae-debilis
Lineage: Eukaryota; Fungi; Ascomycota; Taphrinomycetes; Taphrinales; Protomycetaceae
Exons: 1
Coding region: 47-1678 (543 amino acids)
Molecular function (GO): protein binding
Source: RefSeq, a predicted model, not a curated record